AUGGCUACUUCUGAACAAUCUCCAUCGUACAACGUCUUCGUCUACGGCAGUUUCCAGGAGCCAGCUGUUGUGAGUUUGAUCCUUGAGUGCACUCCGGUCAUCGUCUCCGCACAACUCCAUGGCUUUCAUCUUUAUCGACUCAAAGGACGUUUGCAUCCUUGUAUUGCUCCUUUUGAGUCUGGAUUAGUCAACGGCAAGGUACUAACUGGUUUAACAGAAGCUCAGUUAAAGAAUUUAGAUAUGAUUCAAGGAGCUGAGUAUGAGAGGAAGACUGUUGAGGUUGUUUUAACUGAGACUUCAGAGAAGAUGGAAGUGGAAGCUUUAGUUUGGGCAAACAAGGAUGAUCCAGACAUGUAUGGAGAAUGGGAUUUCGAGGAAUGGAAGCGGCUACAUAUGGAUAAAUUCAUAGACGCAUCGAAGAAAUUCAUCGAAUGGAAGAAGAAUCCAGAUGGUAAAACAAGAGAAGAGUUUGAGAAAUUUGUACACGAGGAUCCUCCUGUGGUGUGAAGAACUUGUCUGCCUUUUCCUGAUAUCUAAUCGUUUACUACAAAAAUAGAAAGCUCUCUCAGACUCUCACUCAUGUGCAAUAAGAUUAUAAGUUGUCGUAUCUCUACUACAUGAACAUUGAGUUGCAUGAUUAUGUUUUAUC
Molecule: messenger RNA, 649 nt
Organism: Eruca vesicaria subsp. sativa (arugula)
Lineage: Eukaryota; Viridiplantae; Streptophyta; Magnoliopsida; Brassicales; Brassicaceae
Source: the annotation of a GenBank genome assembly